AACAGACAUCGCCAUCAGCCGCCGCCACAAUGUCUACGUAUGUGCCUCCUCCCUGAACGCUUUGCGAUACGGGGCAGAUGCCCGGUCUCGAUAUGUUUGCAGAUUGUCGUGGUCCUCUCGCUGGGCAGCCGAUGAAAACCUUUUCCUGGUGAAAAGAUCGGCCUGCCAGCUCGAUCCCUCCCGAGACGCCUCCCUCAGCUAUUCAAGAUUUUGGUCAAUCAGAUUUUGCGAGCUGAGAGACGGUGCCAUGGGGUGUUGGAGAUGAAGAAUUCGCAUUGCUGCCUCUUCUCUCUUAAAUUCAUUGUCGCGCAAGGGCAAUUAGCUUUGGUCUGAAAAUGGCCUUGUUGCUAUUGCCUGCGACUUCUUCUUUCUUGGACAAGAUUUUCUUGUCUGGGGUGUUGUCGGAUGAGUGGAAUACAGGUUUCAAUUGAGCACUGCUGGAAUAUGCGUGCCAAUGCUCCCUAUCUCACCGAUCAAAUUCAGCUCGGGUCAGCCUUGUUGAGAAUGUCGCGUUUCAGCUACAGUUCUUGCAUCGGCGCUCUGUUCCAUACAAAUGUAUGGCGGACUACGUACUAAUCUGAAUUUUGAAUAUAGCGUCCCCACCAACGACCACGUCCUGGUCCCUGAGACCCUGCUCAAGAAGCGCAAGAGCCAGGAGAAGGCUCGCGCUGAGCGUGCUGCCGUUGUUGAGAAGCGCAAGGCUGCCAACAAGGAGAAGCGUGGCGUCAUCUUCAAGCGUGCCGAGAAGUACGUUCAGGAGUACCGCAGCGCUGAGCGCGAGAAGAUCCGCCUUCGCCGUGCCGCCAAGGCCGACGACUCUGCCUACAUCCCCGCUGAGGCCAAGCUGAUCUUCGUCGUCCGUAUCAAGGGUAUCAACAAGAUGCCCCCUAAGCCCCGCAAGGUCCUUCAGCUGCUCCGUCUCCUCCAGAUCAACAACGGUGUCUUCCUGAAGGUCACCAAGGCCAUCACUGAGAUGCUCAAGAUCGUUGAGCCCUGGAUUGCCUACGGUUACCCCAACCUGAAGUCCGUCAAGGAGCUCAUCUACAAGCGUGGAUACGGAAAGGUUGAGAAGCAGCGCAUUGCCCUGACUGACAACUCCAUCGUUGAGGAGAACCUCGGCAAGUACGGCAUCAUCUGCGUUGAGGAUCUCGUCCACGAGAUCUUCACCGUCGGCCCCAACUUCAAGCAGGCCGCCAACUUCCUGUGGCCCUUCAAGCUGAGCAACCCCAACGGUGGCUUCCGCCCCCGCAAGUUCAAGCACUUCAUUGAGGGUGGUGACCUUGGCAACCGUGAGGAGGCUAUCAACGCUCUCAUCCGCCAGAUGAACUAAGUCAAUUAAAACAAAAAUGGGUUUUACGGAUUUUGGUAGUGGGAAUAGGGAAAUAUCAUGCAUGGUUGCUCGGCGUUGGUAUCACGACUUGGCCUUUUGUUAAAUUGACUCUUCGAUGAAUGACACUCGAGUUUCCAUGUCGUGUGAUGCUC
Messenger RNA from Trichoderma virens Gv29-8, 1482 nucleotides. RefSeq lists its product as uncharacterized. Gene Ontology annotation, biological process: maturation of LSU-rRNA from tricistronic rRNA transcript (SSU-rRNA, 5.8S rRNA, LSU-rRNA). NCBI's taxonomy places the organism in Eukaryota, Fungi, Ascomycota, Sordariomycetes, Hypocreales, Hypocreaceae. The coding region runs from base 554 to 1330 and encodes 258 amino acids. Gene Ontology annotation, molecular function: structural constituent of ribosome; RNA binding. The record is from RefSeq and is a predicted model, not a curated record. Gene Ontology annotation, cellular component: cytosolic large ribosomal subunit. The transcript is spliced from 3 exons.